AUGGAAAAGAAAGUCCUAUUUAUUCGACAUGCAGAGUCAGAGUAUAAUUUAGCUUAAAGAAUUGCAAAGAAUUCAGUGGCUGAAGUUAAAUUAGAAGAAGAAGAUCAGGAUGUGAAAUACUCAUCGAAAUAUUGUGAUGCCCCAUUAACUAAAUUUGGAAGAGAAUAAGUACAUACCAACAUAGCUUAUUAAACUUACUUAGUGUGAACCAUCUAAAUUUGAAGACCUUCGAAUUGAGACAGUAGUUGUAAGCCCAUUAAAAAGAGCAGUUGAAACGGCUGUCUUACUCUUUUAAAACCAUCCCAAUAAACCUAAAUUUGUUGUGGAACCGUAUUUGCGUGAGAUGUUUUUAUCUGGGUGUGAUUUUGGGAUCAGACUACAAGAAACCAUGAAUGAAUAUCCAUUCAUUAAUUAUGAUAGAUUGUUAUCGAACCCCAUAAUAAAAGAACAUCCGAACAUGUGGUCACUUGAAUUUAUUUACAAUCAAAAGAGUGCGGAUGUUUUGAAACAGUACAUUCAAGAGACUUAAUAUGGAAGUUAGGUUUGUAUUGAGAAGGUUUUGGAGUAUAUGAAAAAGAAUCCAAUAUAAGUUGAGACUUUUGAAGAAAAUACCAAAAGGGUGGAGGAAUGUAAGAAGUACCUCCAAUUUGAUGAACCUUUCGUAUGUGUUUCUCAUUCAAGAACUAUACAAACUUUGACUGGCUAAUUCAUUCAUAAUUGUACUGGAAUUGAAGUCAGUUUAUGA
Molecule: messenger RNA, 745 nt
Organism: Paramecium octaurelia
Lineage: Eukaryota; Ciliophora; Oligohymenophorea; Peniculida; Parameciidae
Source: the annotation of a GenBank genome assembly